This is a messenger RNA of Paramisgurnus dabryanus, 3594 nucleotides long. It is a transcript of the gene nol8, whose product is annotated as nucleolar protein 8. Lineage: Eukaryota; Metazoa; Chordata; Actinopteri; Cypriniformes; Cobitidae. Gene Ontology annotation, biological process: protein localization to nucleolus. Gene Ontology annotation, molecular function: RNA binding. Gene Ontology annotation, cellular component: nucleolus. The record is from RefSeq and is a predicted model, not a curated record.
UCACGUUCAUAGAGUUACAGCGGAAGAAUUAUAGCGUUGCACCAUUAUGUACAUGUGAAUCUUUGGCAUGAUCGUCCUCAGAACGGGUUACUUGUGUGACAUCUGACUAUGAAGCGGUUGUACAUUGGUGGUCUCGGCCACACCGUAUCCGAAAAGGACCUCAAAGACAGAUUCGGAAAAUUUGGAGACGUGUCGGACGUGGAAAUCAUCACGAGGAAGGACGAAGAUGGAGCUCUUCUGAAGAAAUUUGGUUAUGUAAACAUAAACAUCACAGAUGCUGAAUACAAACGAUGUAUAGGCGUCUUAAAUAAAUCAACAUGGAAAGGUGGAACUUUAAUGAUUCAACAGGCGAAAGAGAGCUUUCUACAUCGACUUGCAGAAGAACGACAACAAAUAGUUGAGCAGGCGAAAACCCCAAAGAUCAGCCCUCAGAAGACGGUGGUGGAGACUCUCAAGACAGCCGGCGUCGAGAACUUUCACAUGAAAGCUGCAGUUCCAGGAACCGAAAUUCCAGGACAUAAGGAUUGGGUUGUGAGUAAAUUCGGGAGGGUUCUUCCUGUUCUCAACCUUAAAUUUAAAGGAAAGAAGAAGGUCUUCAAGUAUGAUCCAUCCAAACACUGCCACAACAUCAAGAGACUGGAGGCCGAAGACGAUGUCACGCCGGUGUCCGAGCUAACGUGGGAGAUUUCGGGUGGAGAUGAUGAAAUCAGUAAGAAAAGAAGAGGAGAGUUUCCGAAGCAGAAACCGUGCCCUAAAAAACCCAAACAAGACUUAAGUGCAUUGCUUAGCAGAUACACCAAAUCUGCUUUUGAAAACAAAAACGCGGUCAUCCAACAAAACAGACUUGAUGCUAACGAAAAACAAAGGUGUGUUAAAAAAUCAGUUUGUGUGUUUGACAAUGAUGAUUCGGAAGACGAAAUCAGGAGAUUGGUUGCCGAAGAAAGUUUGAAAACCUCGACCUUCACCGAGGUCGAUGAAGACAACUUAGAGGUGGUAGGAGAUGAUUUUGUAGUUAGGUCUAAUAUCGUGUGGGGCAAAGCUGAACGAGAUGCUGUGAAAUCCCAGCUCGCUGCAAAAGACGACGAAGAGUACGAUUCUGCGGACACGGAUGAGAUACUCAUUCAGAGGAAAACCCUCUGUGCAGAAAAAUCCCAGGAUGUAGAAUCCCAAAUGAAAUCUAGAAAAGCCAACGCAGAGCCUUUCAGUAGUAGCAAUGAAGCCUCCGAUGAAGAAGAUGAUGAUGAUGAUGAUAGCAUAGAUUCAGAAUAUGAAGCUAUGAUAGGUAACUGUUACCGAUUAGAUAUUUCCUUUGCAGAGUUGGAACAACUAGCUAAAAAUGCAGAGGUGAUGUCAGAUGAUGAAAAGAAAGAAGAAGAAGAAGAACCCAAAGAGAAACCAAGUGUAUCAAACAAAAGCAAAGGCAAUAACCCAGAAGAUAUUCUAGCAUCCAUCCUUGGGGACGAUACACCUGAAAAAGAAAAGAAGAAGAAGAAAAAUCAGAUGAGCACCGGAUCUCUUCCUGCUUUCAUUGGAACGAAAGAUCUCUUUGGAUUUUCUUCAUCUGGUCCUUCAGAACCCAGCCUGAAAAGGACAGGAGAGACUUUAGACCAUAACUCAACCGUGGGUGCCAAAAAAACAAAACAAGACCUAAAACUGUCUCCAAACCAUACUUUGACGAAAGUUCAGCCGUCCACAAGCGCAAACAUACAUGUGGACAAAGUCUCCGACUCGAGUUCUUCAUCAGAUGACUCUUCCAGUGAAGAAUCAGAAAUCACUGAGGAUGAAGACGGCAAAGAUAAUCAAGAUGAUGUCAUCUCCUCUAAAACAACUUCGGUGAAAACAAAUCAUUUGACAAAAUCCAACCAUCCGGUAAGUAGGACAGAUGAGAAAAAGACUGUGGAUGCAGUUAAACAGGUACCCAAAAAGACGAACCCUCCAAGUUCCUCCAGCAGUAGCUCAUCUAGUGAGGAUUCAGAGACCGGAGAUGAGGAUGAUACCUCCAGAACUCAGCUGAAGGCCAUUUCAAAGAAAGUUGAUUCACAUCCCACGGUUCUUCACCCGACCGUCCCGGACGCCCAGAAACAACUACAGGACAACCAAAAACGUCUCGCUGCUCUGGAGCAGAGACAGAAAGAGACCGAACAACAGAAGAAACUGAUACAAGGCGCUCUGUCUAAUGUGGACAACGCAAACAGAGCCAAACACAUUGUGUUUGAUUCAGAUGAGGAAAGUGACGAUACUCCAGACGUGCAAACGGCAAGCCAGAAACACAAACUCUUCGAGGGUGAUUCAGAAUCUGAUCCUGAAGAUCUGGAAACCACAAAAGAAGACCUGAAAGAAAAGUCGAACAAAAAACCUGCCGGCAGCAAGCUGUUUGACAGCAGUGAUGAUGAAGAUGAGGAUGACGAUGAUGAGAGCGAUCGCUUUCAGAUCAAGCCUCAAUUUGAGGGCAAAGCUGGUCAGAAGCUCAUGCAACUGCAGUCGAGAUUCGGAACGGAUUCAAGAUUUCAGAUGGAUUCUAGGUUUCUGGAAAGUGACAAUGAGAAAGAAGAUGAAGAUGGACCGAGUCCAGCGAUGCACACGGAGGACGAACUUCAUGAGGAGAAAAAGAAAACGCUUGAUAUUCUCCAGAGCGUCCUAAAAACCAGCAUUAAAGCAAGAGAACCUGUGAAGACCAAGAUGUUUAAAGACGUUUCGGCCCUCCAUUAUGACCCAACACGUGAGGAACAUGCAGUUUUUGAGGGCAAUACAAAGCAACCAGCGGUGAAAGAAAGCAAAGCAGCGAGGCGGAAAAAACGCGAGGAGGCUGAAAAACUCCCUGAAGUUUCCAAAGAGAUUUACUUUGACGUUUCGGCGGACCUUAAAAAUGUGUUCGGGACAUCCAAAGACGAUCAAGACGAGGCUGAAACAGAAACUGAAAAGGUCUCGUGGGAUAAAGAAGACGAAGAUCCGGAAGAUGAAACAACACAAGGCGAUACAUUUACGGAGCUGUCCUUUACUUCAAACGCACAAACCUGUGAAGAUGCAUCGGGUGGAUUUAAAUUCUCUUUCUUUGGAGAUGAUGCACCCAGCCAGUCAACCAGCAAAACAGAUGAGUAUAAAGUAGAAACACUGAAAGAGGCAAAGUUCUCCUGGCAAGUGGAUCCUCGUUUCCAGGACAGCAGUUCAGAUGAGGAGGGCGUGGACGAGGUCGAGCAGGACCAAUUAACUUCCAGCAAAACCACAGAAGAACCAACUCCAUUAAAAAAGGCGUUUUUCUUCUUCCACCAAGACGAUGAACGGUUAAAAGAUGGGCCUGGGAUGUUCUGUAGAAGUGUUGCACUUAUAGAGCAGAGAGAAGCCUGGGAAGAAACGAGACAGUCACUUAAAGCGGAGUGUCGUAAGAAACACAGAGAUGCUAAAAGACGUCAGAGGCCAUCGCUGAAAACCUAAUUUUUUAUACAUUUUCAGAACAGAUCUUGUUUUUGCAAAAAUUAUUGCAUUUAGUUAUAUUUUGUUUUGCAUUGCUGUAAUUUAUUGUUACAAAUAACAAAUCUGAAUGCAUAAUCACUUGCAACAUUUAUCUUGAAAAGGAAUAAAUGUUUAUUUCUAACA